AUGGCUAUUACUGAUCAGCUUAGAUAUAAAAAAAAUUCUUGUUCUGAGACUAAGGAUAUUGUGAUACAAGCGAGACAAGUUAUUGCUGUAUUUUCUCUAGUUGGAUGUUUGUUUGUGAUAUUUGUAAUAUGGCUGUUCAAAAAAUAUAUUGUGUUUGCUCAGAGAUUGAUAUUAUAUUUAUGUAUCGGAGCCUGUAUGGAUAGUAUAGCAUAUAUAAUGGGAGACAUGAGACCUGACAGUCCAUUAUGUAAUUUUGAAGGCUGGUUUUUACAAUAUUUUGAUGGAACAGUAUUAUUAUGGGUUCUGGUAAUAACUAUCAAUCUAUAUUUUAAUGUGGUAAAAGAAAGAGUCACAGAAAAAUUUGAAUGGGUUUAUCAUGCAGUAUGUUGGAUAGUACCAUUACUGAUAUCAUUCUUGCCUUUUAUUGGUGACCAUUAUGGUCCAGCAGGUGCUUGGUGCUGGAUUAUAGAAAAUUGGAGGUGGAGAUUAGGGGUGUGGUAUGGACCAUUAUUUAUUAUCAUCAUAUUUUUAUUUGUUGUAUAUACUUAUAUAUUUAUAGUUUUAAAACGAAAGGCUAGUACAUGGGAAGGAAUGUAUAAUCCAGAUAUAGAGAGAAAUCAGAGAUUAUUAAAAGAAGACAUUAAACCAUUAAAAUUUUACCCAUUUGUCUAUUUACUGGUGUCAAUAUUUCCUUUAAUAAACAGAAUACAGAAUGCAAUUAGUCCUCAUAAUCAUGUUUUUGCAUUGGUUUUACUUGCCUCCAUAUUUGCCCCUCUACAUGGUGCAUUAAUUGCUGUAGUCUUUGGAAUGGAUAUUGAAACGAUAAAAAGACUUACUCCACGACAAAUAAUGGUUGCUGUGAUGGCACACAGAGCUCCUAAAACCCAGUUACAAGCCUACCCUGUUGAGGUGAACAUUACAGAUCAAAACAUUGAUGAAAGUCAGACAACUGAAGAAUCAGCAGCUAUUCCAAUUCCUAAAUAA
Messenger RNA from Lottia gigantea (owl limpet), 984 nucleotides. RefSeq lists its product as hypothetical. NCBI's taxonomy places the organism in Eukaryota, Metazoa, Mollusca, Gastropoda, Lottiidae. Gene Ontology annotation, biological process: cell surface receptor signaling pathway; adenylate cyclase-activating G protein-coupled receptor signaling pathway. Gene Ontology annotation, molecular function: cAMP binding; G protein-coupled receptor activity. The transcript has 14 exons. The record is from RefSeq and is a predicted model, not a curated record. Gene Ontology annotation, cellular component: plasma membrane. The coding region runs from base 1 to 984 and encodes 327 amino acids.